GAGAGACGCACAAAUGUAAAAUGAUGAUUAUAUUUUAAACACUUCAUCCUAUUUUUUGAGCCAAAUCCAGAAGACGCACGUUCUCCGCAGCAUCUGUUUUUGUCUGCAGCGUCUUCAGGUCGUAUGCGCCAGACGGAAGCCAUCGGGACCCAUGAGGACUCUUUAUUAAGUGUUGGCGAUGUUAACACAACACGGACUCCAUGCUUCAGCCAGAUGUUCCAGAUGUAAACAUCUCUGAGCACAGAGUGUGACUGCUGAGUCAUGACGCUCAGCACACGUACCUGCGUCACCUCUGAGUUGCUUUGAAGCCCGUGUGCGUGGUCUUUGGUCCUUGAGGGUCUGGCAUUUGCUGUCUGACUUGAUUCAACACACACGUAUAUUUUCAGUUUAAAAAAGAAUUUCGGUAAAACUGGUAAUUAUUUUUUUUAUAGUUUUAUAUAGUUUUUAUAGUUAGCAUCAAUAAGAUAUUUCAUUCCACAAUUUCAGACAGUUUUGGAUUAUGUUGCUGAGGAUCUACAGUACCUCUAAAUCCCAGGAGGAACAUGUAAGAAAUGUUCAGUCAUAAAACAAUCAGGCAGGCUGAAUGUUAAGAAGCUUAAGAAGAAUGAAAUGUGGGCAUGACUAGCAAAUCACUAUGGACUUUGUCCUAAGCUGCUCUUGUGAAACAUGAACAGAACUGUAAGCAGGGCACGUUUUUAUUAACACUGAAACAAUGUUGUUAUAUGAUAGUUUCCUCAGAACAACCUGCACACAUGUGUCACUUGGUGUCCUGUUUAUGUGUUGUUAAAUAAAUAUCAAUAAUUGAUGUAGACCAUCAACUUGUCUGUAGUAAGUUCAGAUUAUGGGUCACCAUCUAUCUUUGUCCACACUGGGCAGAUAUCAGAGGUAAAAGGUCAAAUCCCUCUGUAGGUAAUAUGUUAAUACAGAUGGUUUUGUUUUUUACAUUACAGUGAAUAACUACCACAACAGUGUCAAAUUGUUUAGCCAAUCGUGAUAAAAUACACGGAAGUGACAUUUUCACGUGUAGCCGGUUCCUGGCAGUCCGUUUGUCAACUCUCCGGCGGAGAACGCGAUCUCCCGAAGGACGUGAACGCGGCACGCGGAGCCGACAGGUACCUCCACCUGCUGGCCGGUCCACCAACUACAGGCAGGCGGAGCAACACAUCCCUCAGCGCGGAGCAGCCCAGACGGAGGGAGGACAGAGAAGCACGGCGUGACAGCGAGCAGAUGUGAUCCGGGCUGCGGAAAGAGAUCGAGCUGUACGGAACCGAACCCGCGACCCUGCUAAUAUGUGGCAACCCGCGUCGGAGCGACUGCAGCACUUUCAGACCAUGCUGAAGACCAAGCUCAAUGUGCUGACACUGAAGAAGGAGCCGCUGCCCACGGUGAUCUUCCACGAGCCCGAGGCCAUCGAGCUCUGCUCCACCACGCCGCUCACAAAGAGCAGGACUCAUGCCGGAUACAAGGUGACCUACCUGGGGAAGGUGACCAUCUCCGGGACCCAGUUCCUGUCCGGCUGCACGGAGUCGGCGGUGGUGGGUCUGGUGGAGGGCCGCGGCCUGGCCCAGCAGCAGGGCACCCGCCCCGCCGGCAGCUCUCUGCUGGAGAUCCGGCCCUUCCAGGUGCGCCUCCACCACCUGGACGGGCGCGGCGAGGCCUCGCCGGACGUGGACACCUACCAGGUGGCGCGCAUCGCCUACUGCACGGCCGACCACGGCGUCAGGCCCAACGUGUUCGCCUGGAUCUACCGGGAGAUCAACGACGACCUGUCCUUCCAGAUGCACUGCCACGCCGUGGAGUGCGAGAGCAAGCUGGAGGCCAAGAAGCUGGCCCACUCCAUGAUGGAGGCCUUCCGCAAGACUUUCCACAGCAUGCGCAGCGACGGGCGCAUCCACAAGAGCGGCUCGUCGGACGACUUUGCCGAGGACUCGUCCACCCCCGAGGACUCGACCCCGGACGACGGCUGAGGGGACGCGGCCCUGAACUCCCCCAUUUCAGCAAAGCAAGGGGUGACUGGAAGGACGGACAGGCUCCCCGCUCGCGCUCAUUCUCUCCUACUGUCUCUUUCUGUUGUCAAUUUGGAACUAAAUUGCCCGACCCUUUGAAACAACGCGCCCGGGACGAAGACGUAGCGUCCAGAGCUCUACUUAUUCACCGGGAAAGCAAAGCGCUGCCUCUUUCAAACAAGGAGGCCUUCGAUGUGCGUCUGUAAAUGCCCAAGAGAUUGAUUCAACACGUUUCCCUGUUCGACCACCGUCACUCCUGCAUCUCGCAGAAACUCUGUUGGUGGCUUUUAAGCCUUUCCAUCCCGGAACAAAACCAAGGGCACUCCCUCUUCUUCUGACCCCAGAUCAUGGAAGCCUAUUGCUACUCUUGCCAUGUGGGGACCCAGCAGAAAUAGGCCCGUGACCUAUUUUGGAUCCCAACCCAGUGUUUAUGAAACUGCUGGAGCACAUAAAUUCCUUAAAUGUUUAAUUAUGUGAAUCUCGGUUUUAAUGCCUUUGACCUCGGUAACAGAAAAUGAGGGCGUAAAAGAGAAGCUAAGCCUUUGAGGACGACUCAUAUCAUCACUAUGGUACCUUAGUCCAACCUUGAAAUGAUUUGCCUUGCGAAGUACAGUAAUGCAUGCAGACUUUGGUUCCAGAACUAAAUCUGUUCUAGUCUAAUAGGUACUUAAAUAUCCAGAGAUUGUUGAAAGCACCUGGAGAAUUAAGGUGCUAACUAGAUGAUUUUAUUAGUUCUCGCUAGGCUGGAAACGUGGGCCUGUCUCCGACGUCUUAAUCACCCGCGUCUGACUUCUCUUUUGCGUAUACCAAAUUUCAGGCUGGGUUGCCUGCCAGAUUAUGUGCCUCACUUUCCUCUCGCAUUAGCUUCAUCAGUCUCCCAGGUCCCAGUGCUGCGUGUACGUGGCUGCGUGUGACUCUUUAAUUUGUUUCGUUUGUGUGUAGGUGUAAUUGCUUACUUCUGUACUCGGUGUUUAUGAAUGUACAUGUGAGUGCUUGCAUCUCUGUGUGUGAAGCAGGAAAGGUGAGGGUGGAGGCGGAGUGAGGGUGAGCGUGUAAUUAGCCUCUCAUCGCCUUGGAAGCGGCGCUGUUUGGUGCUUAAGGAGGCUUUAAAAAUCCGACAUGGUACUGUGAGCGUUUGCCACGUUUCUCUACCCUAAUCCUGUAUGAAAUUAGCCAGAGAGAGUCUAAACGUAGGUUGUAGGACUAUACAUCAUAGCCAUCUGAGAUGCUGACGAGUCGCACAUGCAGCGAGCAGCGCAAACCAUCCCCAGUAAUCUGACUGAAAGCUGUAAAGGACCGGGUCAGGGACCAGUUGGGUCGGCUCCCGCUUCACCUCCGUGAGGCUGAUCCGAGCCCUGCGCCUCUUUUCUUCAUUCCUACCUGAACUGCAUUGAACCACCUGCACGCUAGGGGGCAAACGGCCUACGUCAGUGACUCACGGCCGAGCGAUCGAUCGGCUCAGGUCACCGCAGACUCACAUACACACUUAACAUACGUUUGUACACACACCACAUGAAAUCUCGCUCGAUAAGCUUAUGUAAAUACCGACCUAUCACUUUCCAAAUAUUACAGCAUACAUGUUGAUAGCUAUUUUAAAUAAGAAAAUGUGUCAAGACCCAUCAUAUGAUACAGAAACAGUGUUAUAAAAGCCUACUGUGAAUAAUAAGUGGAGAGCCUAUAGUAUGUGUGUAUGUGUGUGUGUGUGUGUGUGUGUGUGUGUGUGUGUGUGUGUGUGUGUGUGUGUGUGUGUGUGUGUGUGUGUGUGUGUGUGUGUGUGUGUGGACAGGCCAGGGGUGCGAGAAUGUUUCUGAAGCUGUAGAUUACUGUGUCAUGUCUGUCAGAAAGCUCAGAUGUGCUUUAAAUGUUCAAACGUUACCUUAAGUGUUUUCUAUACAGUGUUUGCAAAGAUCAAGAAACAAUUGCAUAUAAAGUAUUUACCAAGA
Messenger RNA from Betta splendens (Siamese fighting fish), 3949 nucleotides. RefSeq names its product phosphotyrosine interaction domain containing 1 (gene pid1). Gene Ontology annotation, cellular component: cytoplasm. The record is from RefSeq and is a predicted model, not a curated record. Lineage: Eukaryota; Metazoa; Chordata; Actinopteri; Anabantiformes; Osphronemidae. The coding region runs from base 1290 to 1967 and encodes 225 amino acids. Gene Ontology annotation, biological process: negative regulation of insulin receptor signaling pathway; regulation of cell population proliferation; regulation of reactive oxygen species metabolic process. The transcript has 3 exons.